GCAAGAUCGCAUGCAUUUUGACUCAGGAAUCAGUCCAUGAUGAUGUAUAGAAUUGAAACUGUAUCAUUCAGUAUUCUGUAACAUUUAUCUAGACUUUCUUCUAUGACAUUCCCAGUUGUAAUUACAGCGUGUACGCGUUGCAGGGUAGACCCAUCAUUCAGGACCUGAAAAGGCUCGACAUUCACCGGAAAGAAGCUGAGAGCGCGCCACAGAUAGAACCAGAUGAAGAGUUGCUGCCCAUUGUGCCUGUGGACACAGGCGGACCUAAGGUGGUGUCUGAGAUCUACGAAAGUUGCGCACGGCAGGCAUGUUUUGGGCGGUCAUGGACUAGCUGGACGGUUUUAGUGAGAACAACCGCACCUCUACAGUAAACACCCACCAUGAGCAACCUACAAUGGGACCCGCCUCUCGCGGAAAACGCUUCCUUCUUUACAGAUCAAUGGAACAGCUCCACGUACCCGUUCCAAGACCCUGAGUUUUCAGGUGCCAAAAGACCCAACGGUUCCUCCCUGGUGUACGUCGGUGCUAUGGCUAUCCUGUACGACUUCCCUGAGAUCGCCAUUCCCACCCUCAUGACGUACUCCAUGACGUUUACGUUUGGCGUCACCGGCAAUGCCAUGAUUAUCAUCGCCGUGAUCCGCUUCUGCUGCCUGAAGACAGCCACGAACUACCUGACCAUGAGCCUGGCAGUGGCCGACCUUCUGGUGUCGCUCAUCUGCGUACCUUUCAGAACGGCAGAGCUGUUCUUGUCCUACUGGCCGCUAGGUGGCGUGAUGUGCAAGCUGCUGAGUUACAUCCGGGCGGUGACCACGUUGGCGUCCAUACUGACCCUGACCGCCAUUUCUUUGGAAAGAUGGUACGUCGUGAUCCGACCGAUGCAGGCCCGCUCAGUGUGCACUCCGGGCUGGGCGUACCGCGUCAUCGCUUGCGUGUGGAUGCUGUCUCUCUCCCUCAGCACACCUACACUCUAUGCCAUGCGGCUGGUGGGCUACAAGUGGCCGGUGGGUGACACUAUCUACCACUGUCAGGAAAAGUGGCCGCAGAAGUCAUUGUCUGAGAUCUUCUCUGUCUACUUCGCCACGCUGAUAUUCCUGCCGAUGUCCAUCAUGCUGGCAGCGUACAGCUCAACGAUAUACAAGCUGUGGUUCAGCACGCAGACCAUCCAGCGGGACUUCGACAGCGGGUCGUGCCACGUUUGUUCAACUCUGCCCAGACAACAUUCCCCGCUGUCGCUGACGCAAUCCCGAACCGACCGAACCACGCCGAGUUCUGCCGACAAGUCCCGAACCACUCCGACUUCGACUGAAGUCGCCGUGACAUCCGUUAGCAAGGAAGGCGACAAAACGUCAAGCAAUGGCGCCCGAAGAAAGCCGAGCCGCUUCCUCUUCGACAGAGAAUCGGUGGAAAGAUAUCUCGAACAGGGCAACAAUGUACCAACAUCGCACGGAAACGCAAAGUCAUAUUUCACGAAGAGGAAAAAACGACCAAGUGACACAACGCCAACACCCCUUACCGCUAGAUCUACCGCUUCAGUGGAGGCCGGGCGGCGGAACAUGCGCAGACCUGUGCAGGGGAAAGUCUCCAACUUCCGUGAGAUCAUCCGAGAACGGAAACAGGUAGUCCGCAUGAUGCUGACCGUGGUUCUCCUGUUCCUGGUGUGUUGGGGUCCGCAUGUGGUGCUAGGCGUGCUCCUGAAGUUCGGCUUAGUGAACCCGUUCACUCAGGAGGUGUACGCCAUGAAGAUCGCCUUCCGCUUACUCAGCUACCUGAACAGCUGUCUCAACCCGUUCUGUUAUAACUUCAUGUCUAAAAAGUUCCGCCGCAGUUUUAAACGACUGCUGCCGUGUGGCUGCAAGGGCUCAUAGCAACAUGAACACACUCUUAUACUGCUACCAGCUGUCAGCCGAUCAGAGAAUCCGCCUACCUAAAGAAAUCACAUAGGUAAUUCUCUGAUUGGCUGACAGCCUCAACCCGCGUUCUCUUACAACUUCAUGUUCAGAAAGUUCCGCCGCAGCUUUAAACGGCUGCGCAGAGUCCGUGUGGCUGCAAGGGUUCAUAACAACAUAAACAGACGACUUUUUAGUCUUCGUCCAACCAGAGAAUCGGCCUUACCUAAAGAAGACAUUUGGGCGGUUCUCUGGCUGACAGCCUCAACCCGCGUUCUGUUACAACUUGAUGUCUAAGAAGUUCCGCCGCAGCUUUAAACGACUACUUCCGUGUGGCUACAAGGGUUCAUAGCAACAUGAACACACGGCUUUAUACUGGCUUAUACUCAUCGUAGAGUGGAAUUUGUUAUCACCAAACACAGUAGGGGUAUCUUCUCUGGAUAGUUUUAAAGAAUGCUUAAUUGCAUAUAGAUGUGCAAAAGUUAGGUGUGACGGGUCGUUCAGUGUAAUAUAAUCAGCUGCUGCUGCGUCGCGUUCCUGCGAAGCUGGUGUGUUACGCCGAAGGGCGGUUAUACCAGCUAAAGUAUAUAGAUACAGAU
Molecule: messenger RNA, 2485 nt
Organism: Branchiostoma floridae (Florida lancelet)
Lineage: Eukaryota; Metazoa; Chordata; Leptocardii; Amphioxiformes; Branchiostomatidae
Product: QRFP-like peptide receptor
Exons: 5
Coding region: 381-1865 (494 amino acids)
Biological process (GO): G protein-coupled receptor signaling pathway
Cellular component (GO): plasma membrane
Molecular function (GO): G protein-coupled receptor activity
Source: RefSeq, a predicted model, not a curated record